This is a messenger RNA of Drosophila gunungcola (fruit fly), 609 nucleotides long. RefSeq lists its product as uncharacterized. NCBI's taxonomy places the organism in Eukaryota, Metazoa, Arthropoda, Insecta, Diptera, Drosophilidae. The annotation marks the transcript as partial. The transcript has 2 exons. The record is from RefSeq and is a predicted model, not a curated record.
CGUGUGCGAUUUGAGGGCAAGUCAGCCAAAGGUGUCACCGAUGGGCGUUCAGCCAAGACCAAGAACUUCCGUUCGCCAGCGAAUACCUAUAAAAGCUGUGAGUCCCCAAAGAGUUGGCCAAGCAAAAUGCAAGUGUUUGCACUUCAAUUGUAUAUUCUGGCAGUGGUUGCCGAGGCUUCAGUUGGUGGUCAUGCGGUGGAGCAGGAGCAACUGUCCAGCCACGGUUAUGGACCAGCCAUACAUAUUAGUUCGGGGGUUCUUCAGCUAGCUCCGGAUACGGAACAACCGCAUUUGCUACUGGUGCCCAAUGUCCAAUCCUCGUCUUUGGGAAAUCCUUGGCCGCACUUUUUUGUGGACACCUUGACCGCUUCGCACCUGCCACACUCAUCGCUCCCAAAUGUCCACGAACACCGCAUUUUGGUCAGCGAUAAUGUGGACUUUUCGCAGCUCAAAUUGCCCCAGCAUCAGGUUGUCCACUCCCAUGGACGCUAGAUGGUUUAUCGUAAAUCUAUUUACAAACUCCCAUAAAUUAUUAUUAUCCAACUGGCCUAUUUUGUUUAUUGCCUAUGGUUUUUUUUGUUGUUUUUUUAUUGCCUUUGAUUUACUAUU